Molecule: messenger RNA, 1901 nt
Organism: Punica granatum (pomegranate)
Lineage: Eukaryota; Viridiplantae; Streptophyta; Magnoliopsida; Myrtales; Lythraceae
Source: RefSeq, a predicted model, not a curated record
UAUAUAAGUCCCUCCACAUAACUCCUGUACUCUUACUCUCUCCCCUCCUCAUCAACUUCUUCCGCAGCAGCCAAAAAAUCUUUGCUUUUCUGACCAUAUCUUGACCGGUUUUUCGUUCGGUUUCCAUGUGUUGCCACAGGUUCCAGUUCUGGAAGUUCUAGCUACUUCUUCAGGCCAAGUUGGAUUUCCGUGCUUUCAACCUUUUCACUCACCCUUUGGGUUUGUGAAGUUAUAGAACGUAACGGGUUAUUUGGUCUUGACUUUGGGAUCGAAACAUUGAGGGGGUGUUGGUGGGUGCGUGGUCAUAAGAACUAUCUUCUUUGAAGACAAUGAUUUUGUGGUGCAGCUGCUGCACUCUGUGGAAGUUUUCCUCGAUUCUUGAGAAGAAAUCCAUUGUUGAAAAAAGCUUCUAUUUUUGGAUUUUCCAAAUCUUCAAUAGGUACAGCCUCCGUACUUAGCCUCGCCAUUCAAAGAUCAUCCUUACGAGUUUUUCAGUCUGCUGCAUACCAUAUCUUUUCUUUCUGGGGUCGUUGGAAUUUCCUUAUUUUUCGGGUAGAAUCGGAAUUUGGAAACUUUCAUAAUGGGAGGGGCAUCAUUGCCACCUGGGUUUCGAUUCCACCCGACUGACGAGGAGUUGGUGGGAUACUACUUGAAAAGAAAAGUCGAAGGACUUGACUUUGAGCUCGAAGUGAUUCCCGUGAUUGAUUUGUACAAGUUCGAUCCUUGGGAGCUUCCAGAGAAAUCGUUCCUUCCCAAGCGAGAUAUGGAGUGGUUCUUCUUCUGCCCACGGGAUAGAAAGUAUCCGAAUGGAUCUCGGACUAAUAGAGCCACCAAGGCAGGCUACUGGAAGGCCACAGGAAAGGACCGCAAGGUUGUCUGUCGCUCCUCAGUCUGGGGUUACCGCAAGACUCUCGUCUUCUAUCAAGGGCGGGCUCCCCUUGGUGACCGAACCAGUUGGGUCAUGCACGAGUACCGCCUCUGUGAUGAUGAUCCUUCCCACCAAGGAACACCGAACUUCCUGGGAGCUUUUGCAUUGUGCCGUGUGAUAAAGAAGAACGCGAACACACAGAAGACAAGUGAUUCCAGUGGAGAACCAGUGAAGGGGAAGAGGGUUGUAAGCAAUUUUGGAAAUACCUCUGCGGAAAUCUCCAACGAGCCUCCAAGUGCUUUCUUGGAUACUUCUCCUCAAGGAAGUUGUUACUCAAGCCCUCUUCCCUCUCCUCAUGAAACUGGACCAGUUCCAGAUUUUGGACCAGCUUCACAUCCGGAGAGCUUCUGGGUCUCGCCAGAUCUGAUCCUCGACUCCUCAAAGGAAUAUUCACGAGUACAAGAGAUGGCACCGGCAUUUUUUAGAUCAUCUGAGAUCCCUAGUCCAAUGAGUUCCUGGAGGCCCUACGAGCACCAAGAAAUUUCCCCUUGCUCAUCGUUUUCAAAUUUUACUGGUGAAGCUGAUGUUGCACUUCCUGGUGAUUUCAGCCAAUUUGGCUAUACAAAUGGAAACUUCACUGGGCUCGAUGGAAGUGGAGGGAGUGCUUACGACAGUUAUGACCUAGCAAGCUCAUUAAGAAAUUCAAAUCUCUCCUGAGAAGAAAUGAAGAAAGCUUGAAUUCGCAGUUCAUACAAUCUCUUGAAUCUUAUUAUUAAUCACGACAGGAUUGGUUUAUUGGAAAUGGAAUCAUUGGGAGGAUUACAAUCUAGAAGUCGUUACCCGAGACAACGCCUUUUAAUGUUGGUCCUCGGAAUGGGAAGUAAUGGUAUAGCUUAUUCUAUAUGUUGUCAAGAAAGGAUUACCUCACAGUUUCUUAUUAUAUGUCUUACUAUUCCCGAAAAAGAAAGCUGUGAAAAUCAUGAAGAAUUAGACAGCAAUGGAAAUCGAAGAACAGCUGAUGUGAACUUUAUGA